ACACUUUAUGUUACAGUUUGAUGCGCCCUGACGCGCUCAGACGCGGAACAGAAGGUGAACGUUAAAUUAGGGACCGACAAAAAGAACUGGAAAAAGUUAGUCCACGGAGAGAAGCGCAGCUAACAGGAACUUAUAAUGUCUAAAUCCGCCCCCUAUCAGGCGAACACACGGAGGUCCUCUGGUGUGGCACGUGGAAACAGACCACCGGAGCUGGAGCUGUCGGAGACCAGUUUUAAAGAAAGGACACAACUGGGCAACGAUACUUUUUCUGAAAGAGACCAAAUGCAAGGGGACGGUAAAAGUCGCACCGAGGUGCCCACUGUCAACCUCCACCCUUACUUAUCACAUCCUCGGAUGUCUGUACGGAUGUCGGUGUACAGCACCGGGGUCCGACCAGUCCUGACCCGCGCCUACAUCCAAGGACGCGUGUAUAACUUUCUGGAAAGGCCGUCUGGCUGGAAAUGCUUCGCCUAUCACUUCACAGUGUUUCUUAUAGUUCUGUCUUGUCUGAUCCUGAGUGUCCUCUCUACCAUUCACGAGUACCAAGGCCUGGCUCACACUACACUUUUCUGGGUGGAAAUCAUCCUCGUGGUGUUCUUCGGUGUGGAAUAUUUUGUCCGCCUCUGGUCAGCAGGCUGCCGCAGUAAAUAUGUUGGCAUCUGGGGGCGACUGCGCUUUGCCAGGAAGCCGAUAUCUAUUAUAGAUCUGAUUGUAGUCGUUGCCUCAGUAGUUGUCUUGUCAGUGGGUUCUAAAGGACAGGUGUUUGCCACCUCUGCUGUAAGAGGGAUUCGCUUCCUACAGAUCCUGCGUAUGCUUCAUGUUGACCGGCAGGGAGGAACCUGGCGUCUCCUGGGCUCUGUUGUCUUCAUCCAUCGGCAGGAGCUGAUCACUACCUUAUACAUUGGCUUCCUGAGCCUGAUCUUCUCCUCAUACUUUGUCUACCUAGCAGAGAAAGACGCAGUUGAUAGCAACGGCUCUCUUGAGUUUGGAAACUACGCAGAUGCUCUGUGGUGGGGAGUGGUGACAGUGACUACCAUUGGCUAUGGAGACAAAGUGCCACAAACCUGGAUUGGAAAGACCAUUGCAUCCUGUUUCUCAGUCUUUGCCAUUUCUUUCUUUGCUCUGCCCGCAGGAAUCCUGGGCUCAGGCUUCGCCUUGAAAGUGCAGCAGAAGCAAAGACAGAAACACUUCAAUAGACAGAUCCCUGCAGCUGCCUGUCUCAUUCAGACAUCAUGGCGAUGUUUUGCAAUUGAGAACUAUGAGUCGGCUACAUUCAAGAUGUUUUUGAGGAAAAGAUCCAACAUCCCUGCCUCCACUUUGUCCACCCCCAAGACUAAGAAAUCGGUGAAGAUAAGGAGGAAGAUGAAGAGCUCUGACAAGGACAAUGGUCUGACUUCUCCCACAGUUCCCAGCAUCACCUUUGACUCUGUGUUUGACAGUGGGAAGGAGCUCAGUUCAGAUGUUUACAGCACUGUGGAAACAGAUCACCAGCAGUCUUGGACGUCUCUAUCUUCCCUUCAGUUCAGCUCUCCUCCUCCAGUAAAAAGAAACCCUGGCCUUUUGGAUGUCCAGUCCCCUGACCCCCUCCAGAGGAAUUGUAGCUUUGCAGACGACCUGGAACUGGAGUCAGAACGAGACAGUGAGCUGACCCCUGUCACCUCUGUGUCACAAUUGACAGAGUCACACCGCAAAGCCAUCAGGGUGAUACAGAGAAUGCGCUACCUUGUGGCCAAGAGGAAUUUUCAGCAAGCACGUAAGCCGUAUGACGUGCGAGAUGUGAUCGAGCAAUACUCUCAGGGCCACCUCAACCUCAUGGUGCGAAUCAAGGAGCUGCAGAGAAGACUGGACCAGUCUUUAGGGAAGAUAACUUUGUUCCAGACAGGCUCGGACAGAACCAGAGACAAAGGCAACAACUCCAUUGGCUCCAGACUCAACAGGAUGGAGGAUAAGAUAACGCACAUGGAGCAGACACUGAACCACAUUGCACAGUCCCUUACCUUCCUGCUGGACCAGAGAGAUGUUGCAGGAGGCGAAGGUGGAGGCAAGCAGAGGCCACGGCUCAGCCGGACCUGUAAUGUCCUCCUGAGCCAGGACAGCCUGCCGAGCUAUGACCAGCUGUCUUCAUCACCUCCGUCCUUCUCUUCCAACACAGCCAGCACAGCGGCCUGCAACAACCCGACCCUCAGUACUGUUCCCAGUCAGGAUGAGAACUGCUGAAACCUGAAGACCACAUCCACAUCUUUCUCUUUCUCCAUACAUGCGUCGAUCCCAUGUAGCAGCUGCUGCUCUGCUAAAUAGUGGCAUGAUGUGUAUGUGACAUAUAACAUGAAAGAAUAACAGCAAAUCAUUCAGCAUGCAAAGAAACGAUUUCACUGUGAGAUUUUCUGUUUAAAUGUUGUACUUGAAAGGCAUUCAGGUUCAUUCCAAAGACACUGCUACGACCACAGCGUCAUGUUAAAUCACAAUACAUGACGCCUUGGUCAUCAUCUUAUGCAUUUGAAAAUGUACGUUUUAGAAGUUUUAAUUAUAUUCCAUUCAUCGUAGGGAAGAGAGGCCUUACACGUCACUUGAAAGGUUCCAGUUUAAUCAAAUGCUGUUUUCACGAUAGUUUUACUUCACUUUUUGGUGACUGUAGAGAGAUAUUCUUCUGUAGCAAUAAAAUGUUAUUAUUA
Messenger RNA from Solea senegalensis (Senegalese sole), 2672 nucleotides. RefSeq names its product potassium voltage-gated channel, KQT-like subfamily, member 1.1 (gene kcnq1.1). Gene Ontology annotation, cellular component: membrane. Bases 136 to 2217 code for a protein of 693 amino acids. Gene Ontology annotation, molecular function: voltage-gated potassium channel activity. Lineage: Eukaryota; Metazoa; Chordata; Actinopteri; Pleuronectiformes; Soleidae. The record is from RefSeq and is a predicted model, not a curated record. Gene Ontology annotation, biological process: potassium ion transport; transmembrane transport. The transcript is spliced from 17 exons.